This is a messenger RNA of Gongylonema pulchrum, 624 nucleotides long. NCBI's taxonomy places the organism in Eukaryota, Metazoa, Nematoda, Chromadorea, Rhabditida, Gongylonematidae. The record is from the annotation of a GenBank genome assembly.
AUGUCAACUUGUUCACAUCGUUUGGCGCAAGCAGAACUCGAUGAGUUAGCCGAUGAUCUGCUGAAUAAUUGCACUAUCAACGCUGCCAGUCCACCUGCAACCAAUGCGCUGCACUCAUUUUUUCUAACAAAUCCAGUUCGAAAAAGUCAUAAAUUUUCCAUAUCACAGCAUGGUGGCCUAACAAAACAGCGCAUUGCGCUACACAGCUCGAUUAACGACCCAAAACAAAUUGAUCACAUCCUCGAUUCGCGAUUCUAUCACAGGCGACGCAUUUUGUUGGGUGCCAAAAGUACCAUUGGCGAUUUGGCAAGGCGCAUCGAAACGGACUGGCAUAUUGCCGAUUUUGGAAAAGUGGACAAAACUGGGGUGCAGCUGCUGGCCGAGAUAAAGCAACUUCAUGAAAGUCUGGUUGAUUUGAUUAGUUCAUUUCCUGAUGUAUCAAUGUUGGUGGAUUAUUUGUGUGAAUGGGGCCGAGCACAGGCCGCAAAAACUCGGCUUUCCUUCGAAAAGGUUGUCACAACUUCGUUAUAUUGUUGCUGUUGUUGCCGCAGUCGUACUGAUUUAUUAAAUAAUAUAAAUAUUGAAUUAAAGGUGAGGUGUAUUUUUUUGACAGUUAUGAGCUAA